Protobothrops mucrosquamatus (brown spotted pit viper) is the source of this 699-nucleotide messenger RNA. RefSeq names its product hydroxysteroid 17-beta dehydrogenase 3 (gene HSD17B3). The annotation marks the transcript as partial. The record is from RefSeq and is a predicted model, not a curated record. Gene Ontology annotation, cellular component: endoplasmic reticulum. Gene Ontology annotation, molecular function: oxidoreductase activity. NCBI's taxonomy places the organism in Eukaryota, Metazoa, Chordata, Lepidosauria, Squamata, Viperidae. The transcript is spliced from 10 exons.
AUGGAUGAAUUCCAGCUGCUGCUUGCUCUCCUUGGAGGCAUCUGUUGUUCCAUUUUCCUGCUAAAGUGCAUUUGGUUUUUGAAAUAUUUUCUUCCUUACAUAUGGAAUAUUUUGCCUUCAUCUUAUUUUCGUUCAAUGGGAGAAUGGGCAGUGGUCACUGGAGCAGGAGGUGGAAUUGGAAGAGCCUACUCGUUGGAGCUUGCCAAGCACGGAUUAAAUGUGGUUCUCAUAAGUCGAUCACUCAAAAACUUGGAGAAGGUAGCCUUGGAAAUUGAACAAACGACUAAGAGAACUGUGAAAAUCAUACAAGCUGACUUCACAGAAAAUGACAUAUAUGAAAACAUUGAAGAAAACCUUCAAGGAUUAGAAAUUGGAAUUUUGGUUAACAAUGUUGGAAUGCUACCUAAUCGCUUUCCGUGCCAUUUUCUUAAUAUUCCAGACAAAGAUGAGGACCUCAUUAAUUGCAACAUCAUGUCUGUCACUAAGAUGACGCGAAUCAUUUUGAAACAAAUGGUGGCAAGAAAAAAAGGUCUAAUUCUUAAUCUUUCAUCAGCCUUUGGCACCUUUCCUUGUCCUUUAUAUGCAAUCUAUUCUGCAUCUAAGGCUUUUGUAUACACAUUUUCCAAAGCACUUCAAGUGGAAUAUAAGUCAAAAGGAAUUGUGAUACAGGCAGUGACUCCCUUUGCUGUUUCUACUCCG